CUGCCACACUGCCAUCGUUGCCACUGCCCACCAACUCUCACCACCGAGUCACCAUGCCUUUCCCUGAGGAUGUCAAGCCCGGCGUCGUCGUCGGCGAGAACCUGCACAAGCUCCUCAAGUACGCCCAGGACGAGGGAUUCGCCAUCCCAGCCGUGAACUGCGUGAGCACCAGCUCCGUCAACGCCGUCCUCGAGGCUGCUGCCAAGGUCAAGUCCCCCGUCAUGCUGCAGGUGUCCAACGGUGGCGCCCAGUUCUUCGCCGGCAAGAGCAUCCCCAACAACGAGCAGCAGGCCUCCAUCGCUGGUGCCAUCAGCUUUGCCUUCCACGCCCGCCUCAUGGCCGAGCACUACGGCGUUCCCGUCAUCCUCCACUCCGACCACUGCGCGGAGAAGCUCCUCCCCUGGCUGGACGGCAUGCUCGACGCUGACGAGACAUACUUCAAGGAGCACGGCGUGCCUCUGUUCUCGUCGCACAUGAUUGACCUGUCUGAGUGCGACAUGGAGAAGAACAUCCGCAUCUCUGGGGAGUACCUGAAGCGGUGCGCGCGCCUGAACAUCCUGCUUGAGAUGGAGAUGGGCAUCACCGGCGGCGAGGAGGACGGCGUCGACAACUCGGAUGUCGACAACGCUGCCCUCUACUCCCAGCCAGAGGACAUCUGGCGCUGCUACAAGCAUCUCUCUGAGAUCAGCCACAACUUCACCAUCGCCGCCGCCUUUGGCAACGUCCACGGCGUGUACAAGCCCGGCAACGUGAAGCUGUCCCCCGAGAUUCUGAAGCACUCGCAGGACUACGUCAAGAAGCAGCUCGGCACCGAGGACGACAAGCCGGUGCUGUUUGUGUUCCACGGCGGCUCUGGCUCUGAGAAGUCGAAGAUCAAGGAGGCCAUCUCCUAUGGCGUGAUCAAGAUGAACAUCGACACAGACACACAGUGGGCAUACUGGAACGGCGUCCGCGAGUACGAGGCAAAGACCCACGACUACCUCCAGGGCCAGAUUGGCAACCCAGAGGGUGAGGACAAGCCCAACAAGAAGAAGUACGACCCGCGCGUGUGGCUGCGCAAGGCCGAGGAGAGCAUGGUGAAGCGCCUUGAGGAGUCGUUUGCCGACCUCAACUGCAUCGGCCGCUACACCCCCGCGGUCAAGGCCAGCCAGUAAACCCUCGGCGCUGUGUGCACAUGCGCUGCUGUCAUGAGCGGUGCAUGCUGCUGCUGUGUACGCGUGCGCGUGUGUUGAUGGCCAAUGAACCGUCCAUGCACUACCCACGCGUGUGCUGUGUGUCCCAACACAACCGUUUCAAUGCAUUUGCUGCUGUUGACUCCCGUUGUUGACAUCUUCCUUUGCCUGGGUGCGUUUUUCUUGUUUCGCCCAACAAACAACAUACACACACCCAAGCCACACCAUCCUCAAUACAACACACCAUACAACCAGCAGCGACACGUUUGUGCAAAGAGAGGGGGUGAUUGGGCAUGAUGCGACACAAACACCACUACACACGCA
Salpingoeca rosetta is the source of this 1496-nucleotide messenger RNA. RefSeq names its product fructose-bisphosphate aldolase. NCBI's taxonomy places the organism in Eukaryota, Choanoflagellata, Craspedida, Salpingoecidae. The transcript has 11 exons. Gene Ontology annotation, biological process: gluconeogenesis; glycolytic process. The coding region runs from base 54 to 1154 and encodes 366 amino acids. Gene Ontology annotation, cellular component: cytosol. Gene Ontology annotation, molecular function: zinc ion binding; fructose-bisphosphate aldolase activity. The record is from RefSeq and is a predicted model, not a curated record.